Messenger RNA from Arabis nemorensis, 1083 nucleotides. Lineage: Eukaryota; Viridiplantae; Streptophyta; Magnoliopsida; Brassicales; Brassicaceae. The record is from the annotation of a GenBank genome assembly.
AUGGAACCAAAAUAUAUUCUUGCAAGUGAAAUGUGUCGAUUGGAAAAUUCAUCCAACCCUGACAAUCAAGGGGAAGCUACUAAAGUUGUUGACCAUGAUAUGAAAAACAUGCUGGGAGAAGAUUCACUGCUGGAACAUUUGGAGUCAGCGCCUGGAGGAGCUGCAGCCAUGUACAAUUCUGCUUUGGACAUGACGCUUAAGGCCCUCUUGAACAUGAAGGUUCUCAAAGAAGAUUUAAAGCACAAUGACCAACCAUAUCAAGAUGACCUGGGAGAACAAGUUCCAUGUGCGCUACAAAAUUUCUUUACUGCUUUUGUGUCAGAGGAGAUAAAAAAUGAGGGAAUCUACAGUGUCCUCUUGAGCGACUUGCUUGCUUCUCUAAAAGAAGUUAUUCCCAUGUCGAGUGAUGCUGCUGAGGUCCUUGUAGAGAUCCUUGAGUUUUGGCAGUGCUGGAAAAAUCCAGAAAGAGAAAGCUUGGUGACUCGGCUUUUUUCGUUGGAGGUUAAUGAAACAAUGAGCUGUAAAAAAUGCAGAAGGAAGUCAAAUUAUCCAGAGGAAAUCUCUUAUGGCAUUGUUAUGGCUGCAGAUUCAAUCAGAGACCAGAAGUGUGCUUUUGGGAAUAUGAAGUUUGUGGAUAUCCUUAACAUGAUUCGCAUGCAAUAUCAAAUGUUAUGUGACAUUAAAACAGGAGGCUGUGGAGAGACAAACAUUGUUGAUCACAUUAUAAGUAGUUGCCCACCUAUCUUCACAGUCGUGUUACAAUGGGAUAAGAGUGAAACUGAAAAAGAACUAUCUGAAACAACAAAGGCUUUGGACUGGGAGAUAGAUAUCAGCAGGCUUUACAGAGGCUUAGAACAAAACACUAACUACCGGCUUGUGUCAAUGGUUGGUUGUGGUGAGGAAGAAGAAGAACACAUUUGCUUAGCUUAUGAAAAGAUUCGGUGGGUCAAUCUCAGACGUGAGUCUUUCGAAGGAGAGGAUGUUGGUAGCUGGAAGAAUGUGGUCAAAUUUUGUGAAGAAAGGAAGGUUCGGCCAGUGAUUCUGUUUUAUGAAGCCGCCCCAUCUCGAUGGCCUAACAAGUGA